Molecule: messenger RNA, 1908 nt
Organism: Symbiodinium pilosum
Lineage: Eukaryota; Dinophyceae; Suessiales; Symbiodiniaceae
Source: the annotation of a GenBank genome assembly
AUGGCGCAAAUUCAGCUAGCUGGGAACUGCUUCGAAGACCUGGACCCCUCGAAGGAUGUGUGGUCUGAGCUGCGUCAGUUUGGGAUUCUAUACCGGGUCCCAAGAUCCCAAUUUCCUAAGCCUAUAUGCGGCAAGAUUUUAACACACUGUCGAAGACAGGUAGAAGCAUUCCGAGCCCGGAUUGGACUCGCCUUAUGUGUCUUCAAAAUAGGAGUCACAAGAAACCCUCCAAGUCGUUUUGUGGAUUACGCGUCAAAGGGUUUCACCGAAAUGUGGGUUGUCUAUAUGGGGGACGACCUUGGACUUGUACAUAUGCUGGAAGCUGCUCUAAUUUCUCAUUGCGUGCACCAAGCAGGCUGUCGAAAUAUGCCAGAUACAGGAGGCGAGGGUGCUCUCAAUAGAACCCACAAUGGGGGACCUCCUUUUUAUGUUUAUGUAACUGGGGGACGGGCUGACCAACCAAGAAGAGUCCCUUGCUCCCACGCCGUGCAGACUGCCCGCGCCUCGCUGGCAGACAAUCCUGGGGGAGGCACACCAGCCCUGAGGAGGUUUGCUGCACUCCCACUCAGGGAUGCUGAGACAGGAGUGCACCGCAUCUUUCAGGAGACAGGCUUGGCAGCCCCUGUUCCAGUUUCCCACGUGGACGUUGGCUUGGAAGGUACCAGGUGGCCUGUUCUGAGAAUUCGUGACUGGGUUCGAUAUCUCCUGGACACUGGGCGGCUCUGGAAGCAGCUUUGUGGCGUGCCAACUAUGAGGGAUAUGACAAUUAGACUUGAGGAGUUUUGGAGGCGCUUCAGACGCCUCCACCCAGAACACGAUGUUUUCCGAAGGGCUGAGUGUGGUCGUCUUCAGCUGCCGUUUGCAGUGCCUAUCUGGAGCCAUUCGGACGAAGGAAGAAGCCAAAAGCAGAGAGCUAUCAUGGUGCUUUCUGUCCAUGGCUGCUUAGGUCGUGGGACCCAGGCUUAUCUAGAUGAUGUGGCCCGGGAUUCGACAAAGCGAGAAGGAAUGGGGCUGAACUUUGUAGGCCCUUCCUGGAGCACUCAAUUUUUGUUCGCAGUCAUGCUACGGGAUGUGUAUGCAAAGAAGCCGGAAAUUCUUCAAAGGCUUGCAGGGGCAUUUGCCUCGGAAUUGGCCCACUGUGCCACGGAUGGUGUGGCGGAUGCUUUAAGGCCAAAUAAUCCAAUUUGGCUGGUGCCAUUGGGCACAAAAGGUGACUUGGUUGCCCUGUGCAAGCUGGGCUCCUUCGAGCGGAGCUAUGCCCGUGUGCCCAAGACUGGACAAUCCAAGACGCUAUGCAGUGGCAUCUGCCACCUUUGCCUCGCUGGCCGUGAGUCCGAAGAACCUGAGGCGACGAUCCCUUUCGAGGACUUGAGCUCAAGCCCAGCGUGGCAUCACACGAUGUUCCAGGAGCGACCGUGGCGUAACCGGCCUGCGAUAUUGGAAGGGGCAAUGGUGCAGCCCGAGGCCCCGGAGGAGUACUUUCGCCUGGACAUCUGGCACAACUUCCACAUGGGUGUGGCCAAGACAUGGCUGGCUUCCAGUUUCAUCGUGUUCUGCAACAUGAACCUCAUUUUGGGCGCGAGUGUGCUGGAGAAGUUUGACAACUUGACAUCCCAAUACAGGGAUUUCUGCCACGCGAAGAGGCUUGCGAUGCACAUCCAAGGUUUCACCAGAGAUACCCUCGGGAUUUCUUCCGACAACAGCUUCCCCGCCGGGCAUUGGAACAAGGGAGCAGCGUCUACAAAUCUCAUGCUCUUCCUGCAGUUUCUUUGCGAGAGAUUGGUUAUCGCAACAGAAAGCGAGAACCCGUUGUUACUGGCUGUGGUUGCUUGGCUUUCAUUUACACGUCGUGUCUUGUUGUUUUGUUAUUCUGUGCUGUGCUGGUGUUUACCUCAACAGCCACCAUGA